Fomitopsis serialis is the source of this 978-nucleotide messenger RNA. RefSeq lists its product as uncharacterized. The record is from RefSeq and is a predicted model, not a curated record. Lineage: Eukaryota; Fungi; Basidiomycota; Agaricomycetes; Polyporales; Fomitopsidaceae. Bases 1 to 978 code for a protein of 325 amino acids. Gene Ontology annotation, molecular function: nucleic acid binding. The transcript is spliced from 4 exons.
AUGUGCCUUCAGACAAACGGCGCUGGGCCCAGCACAGUCAAUGGCGAGGCCAUCGGACUGACGAACAAUAGAUCGCAGCCUGUGUCUUUUCGACUACGACGACCACCUCCUCAACCGACGACUGAACCUCCACCUCCACCACCGCCAACGACCGAGCCUCCACCGCCUCCCCCGCCGAGCUCAACACCACCGCCACCACCAGACCUAGAACCUCCGCCGCCUCCACCAUCCGAAUCACCACCACCACCACCACCACCGCCGUCUGACCCUCCACCCCCACCGUCAUCUGAACCUCCCCCCACCUCAUCAGCACCGCCACCCCCAGAAGAGACGAAAGUCUACUCCCUUCCACCCCUACCACCAUGGCCACCAGCGCAGUCCGAGUACCCUCCAGGCAAGAAUUACAAGGUGCUAUUCGACCACGUAGUCGACAAGGACCUCGAUGGCCAAAUCCGGAUGCUAGCAGACAAGCUGCGCGAGCUGGACUUGGACCAGGGCGAAGAGGCGCGGGGCGAGGUGAUCGAGGGCGAACACCCGGCCGUGGCGAGGGAUCCGAGGAAGGAGGCGAAGGUGAAGCGGAAGGAGACGAUGCGGCCGUUGCGGACGGAUUUGGUCCCUGUCAAGUAUGAGCAUGAUGCGAACUCGACGGGACCUCCCCUUCCCACUGCUGUGUUGGUGCUGGGACUCUCCCCGCUCACGCCGAACGUGCACAUUCGACGGUGUUUCUCAAUACACGGCACGAUCACCUCAUUUGAACCGCAGGUUGACAAGACGUCUGGCGCUGCUAUUGGAAUAGUGCACAUCAAAUACGGUACACACGCCGAGGCACGGAAGUGCGUGGAGAAGGAGCAUGGAAAGAAACUAACUGCUCUGAACGGAGUUGCUGGAGGUAGCGAGGAGAUGACGGUUGUACUGGAUGGAGAGGGAAGGAAAUUGCAUGCGAUCCUGAAGGAGCUCAACGCGCUGAUACGCCUCUAG